Misgurnus anguillicaudatus (oriental weatherfish) is the source of this 4830-nucleotide messenger RNA. It is a transcript of the gene prkcg, whose product is annotated as protein kinase C, gamma. Gene Ontology annotation, molecular function: zinc ion binding; ATP binding; diacylglycerol-dependent serine/threonine kinase activity. NCBI's taxonomy places the organism in Eukaryota, Metazoa, Chordata, Actinopteri, Cypriniformes, Cobitidae. The record is from RefSeq and is a predicted model, not a curated record. Gene Ontology annotation, biological process: intracellular signal transduction; phospholipase C-activating G protein-coupled receptor signaling pathway; protein phosphorylation. Gene Ontology annotation, cellular component: cytosol.
AAACAUAAACAAUCAAUGCCAAGAAUAUGAUGAUGAAGCAGCAUCAGUUUAUACAGUACAUAAUGUAAUACAUAAUUUCAGCUCUGUCUUUAUAUUUUCCCAGUGUUUAAUUGGUUUAAACCACAAAACAUGUGAUGUCCGUUCCAGUGGAAUGUGCAAUUUCUCUCUUUCCCUAAAAUAUGCAGAUACGAAGAUUAAUCAGAUUCCGUUUUAUAGCUUUCACAAGGUAAAAUUAAAGUUAUCUCGUGGAAGCUGGUAAAGUGAUCCCUUGGGUGCAUGUACCCCUGAUUGGGAAUCUUUGAUACUCUUUUCAGGAAAACUAAGCUUCCUGUUCCUCAGCAGAAUCUUGUGCAGACUCCUGCAUCUGCUGCCAAGCCAUCCAUCUGUCAAACAACUUUAAUACAGCAAGACUGUAAGAGUUACAAAAUAAAGUUGACUAUUGAUCACUUAUCAGUUUAUCUUAUCUUGACCACAUGCUCAUCUGAAACAGAAGCGAUGACCAAGGACGAGCAAGCUGGUGGCCAGCAUCUCCCUCUCCUGCCUGUAUCUCUUUUCUGUCCUCUUUCCCUCCCAUCAUCUGUCUCUCUCAAUCUCUAGAGAGGGGUAACCCAGAUUUCAAAAAUGAAUUGCUGCUUAUUUCUCCUGAACUACUCCCUCCUCUCUCACGCUCUCUCUCUCUCUCUCUCUCUCUCUCUCUCUCUCUCUCUAUCACACUUUAACUCAUCCUCUUUUUGUUGGUAAAAACAGAAUCAAUCUUGGAAAGUGAAAAUCGCCUCUUUUCCUCACCCCCCUCUAUUGGAUGAAGGAAUAUACGUCCAGUCACUUCGUCCUGCAUCUUCUCGGUUUUCUUGGAAAGCCGCUGUAUCAUCCUUUAACUCUUUGGGUUUUUUUUGGGCUUGGAUUUUUUUUAUUGCAGGUGUUCUGUGAGGUUGAUUUUCUACUUUUCACAAGUUAAGGAUUGAUUGUAUCGAAUAACAAGAGACUUGAAGUGAGAGGAGGCGACAGGUGAGGAAGAGGAGUAACUCGCCUUCCUCAUAUCUCUGCCAUACUGUCAUAUACACAGGCUUUUUAAUCUAUUUUUUCACUCCCUUUAUAUAUAUCCCUGUUUUUUGCUGUGCUCUGCUCUCUUCAGCUGGUAGGAUGUCUACACCAGUCUCUCCAUCUCCAUCGCUCUCUCCACUUGCCCUGUCCUCCCCAUCUCCCACCUCUUCCCCCCUCCCCUCUCCUCUUUCUCCUCCGCCCAGACUCCCAGUCUUCCAGAGGAAGGGAGCACUCAAACACAAGAGGGUCAUCGAAGUGAAGGACCACCAGUUCACUGCCCGGUUCUUCAAGCAGCCCACUUUCUGCAGUCAUUGCACAGACUUUAUCUGGGGAAUUGGAAAGCAAGGAUUCCAGUGUCAAGUCUGCAGUUUUGUGGUGCACAAACGCUGUCAUGAGUUUGUCACUUUUACUUGUCCUGGGGCCGUCACUGCACCUAAAGCAGAGGAUCUCAAGAGUAAACACAAAUUUAAGGUACAUACAUACUCCAGUCCCACCUUUUGUGAUCACUGUGGGUCUCUGCUCUACGGUCUCAUACAUCAGGGCAUGAAAUGUAGCAGUUGCGACAAGAACGUACACAAGCGCUGUGAGAGCAGCGUCCCCAGCCUCUGCGGACAGGACCACACCGAAAAAAGGGGACGAAUUCGUCUGACCGUACGUGGAGAGAAAGAGGAUUUAUUUGUUACAGUACAUGAAGCACAUAAUCUGAUUCCAAUGGACCCUAAUGGCCUGUCUGACCCUUACGUGAAGCUCAAACUCAUCCCUGACCCAAAGAGCCAGAGCAAACAGAAAACCAAAACCAUCCGUUCUACACUCAACCCUAUCUGGAACGAGAGCUUUACUUUUUCAGUGCGCGGGAGGCAGUGGGACAGACGUUUGUCUGUAGAGGUCUGGGACUGGGAUCGUACCUCACGGAAUGACUUCAUGGGCGCCCUGUCAUUUGGCGUUAGUGAAAUAUUUCGACGUUCUGUCAGCGGCUGGUUUAAACUUCUCAAUCAGGAUGAGGGAGAGUAUUAUAACAUCCCUGUUCCUGACCCAGACCUGCAGGUGCCACAAGAAGUUAUUGAUCCCUCUAUUCCUCCCGUUACUGCCUCCUUGAUGGGACCUGUGACUGCUGUGACCACGUCUGCUUUGAGCCAGGCUCCUAAAGGCCAAGGUCGAAUCGGACUGCAUGAUUUCAACUUCCUCAUGGUUCUGGGCAAAGGAAGUUUUGGCAAGGUGUUAUUGGCAGAGGAGAGGGGAAGCGAGUGUCUGUUUGCAGUGAAGGUGUUGAAGAAAGACGUGCUCUUUCAGGAUGAGGAUACAGAAAGCGCAAUGGUGGAGAGGAGAGUGCUGGGCCUGACGGGACGUCCACACUUUUUGACCUCUCUAUACUGCGCCUUUCAGACUGAGGAUCGUCUGUAUUAUGUUAUGGAGUAUGUGAACGGCGGUGAUCUCAUGUAUCACAUUCAAAUCGUCGGGAAGUUUAAAGAACCACAUGCGGCGUUUUAUGCUGCUGAGAUAGCUGUGGGUCUUUUCUUCCUGCACAACAAAGGCAUUAUAUACAGAGAUUUAAAGCUGGACAAUGUCUUGCUAGACAGUGAAGGUCACAUAAAGAUAGCAGAUUUUGGGAUGUGUAGAGAGGGCAUGAUGGGGGGAGACACCACUCGGACAUUCUGUGGCACACCAGAUUACAUUGCACCUGAGAUUGUGGCAUACCAGCCAUAUAGUAAGGCAGUAGAUUGGUGGUCAUAUGGAGUCCUGCUGUAUGAGAUGUUGGCUGGUCAGCCUCCAUUUGAUGGCAUAGAUGAGGAGGAGCUGUUUCAGUCCAUCAUGGAACAGAGCGUUUCAUAUCCUAAGAGUCUGUCUCGGGAGGCGGUGGCCAUCUGCAAAGGGCUUUUGACCAAGAACCCUGCUAAGCGUUUGGGUGGAGGAGAGGAUGCAGAGAGAGAGAUACGGGAACAUCCAUUUUUCCGCUGGAUAGACUGGGACCGACUUGAGAGACUGGAGAUACAGCCUCCCUUCAAACCUAGAAGUGGUGGUCGAAAAGCAGAGAACUUUGAUAAGUUUUUCACAUCUGCCCCUUCUGUCCUUACGCCCUCUGACCCGGAUGUACUGGCAGCCGUAAAUCAAGAGGAAUUCCAAGGCUUCUCCUACAUGAAUCCAGACUUUCCCUCCUCAUCACCUCUCACAGCCAUAUGAGAAAAUCCAAAUCAACCAGCACCAAUCAUCAUUUGAAUCUUGUCUGCUUGUUAUCAUAAUCUAAACUACAGUGACCAAAAAUGCAUUGUGUAGUUUAGCUUCAGCUGGCUCGCACUAGGAUUCAGUUUCCGUAAGACCAGCAAUCACUUUAUACAGCAUCACCACACUAUUCAUUCAUUAGUAAGAAUUUUAAUAAUAAGGUAUAUAUAUAUAUAUAUUUAGCCGGUCCACCCAGAAGGUAACACAUUGAACUAGUUAAGAGUCAUGUCCUUAUCUGAUUGGACCGCAGAAUCUCUUUGGGUUUCCCAUUGCAUGCUAGUGGUUGCCAUGACCCAGUUACGUAGGCUAUUACUGACAUUUCCCCCAAGUUUUAAAGCUCACCUUUAGCUGAUUAUUUCAUUUCAGGUAAUGCAAAUGAACAAAUGUGGUUUUGCUUGUUUUUACACAAGAUCCUGUUUGCUCCUGGUUUAUUUAACCAAACAAGUGAAGAUAGGGGAAUAAACAUUGGUAGCAUCUGAAAACUGAUAUACAAACACAGUAUAUGAUUUAGGCCUUACACAUGUGAUAGCUUGCAAAAAAAAACUAAUACCAUAGCAUAUAAACAUGUUUGUGACUUAAAUGUUAGAUUAUAUCAAUCUGUAGAUGCUCAAUAAACUUUGCAUUAUUUUAGCAUUGUACAAAUUUGAGUGUUUAGGAUCAGUUUCCAUCCACACCAUGAAUGAUAUUAAAAAACAUAGUAUUAACAUAAAAUAAAAAUACAAAAAGUCGUAUGAAGAAAAGGCAACCUCAGCUGUUAUUUAGCAAAUAUUUAUUUAUAUUGCACAGUAAUCUAUGAAUCACUCUUAUAUGACUUUUCACCUCUGGGGUUUCUGAAAUGUACUUGUCUUACAUAGUCGCAAUCAUGAGGCUUGACCUGAAAAGACCCGAGUGUGCAUGCUGUGCCAAAACUGUCCAUCUAAUGUCACCGGAAAGUUGCACUGACGACAAAAAUACUGCCAAAAGAAGAGCAGAAACAUUUCGAGGAGGUGAGGAGGGAUGAUGUAUAGAUGUGAAACAGAAAUGUGUGAAGACAAGAGAGGAAUUGAGAUCUGGAGGUAAGGAAAGAGGGUCAUACUGUGUUAAAGCAGUUCUUAAAAAUGUGGAAGAAAAACAUUUUCUUUAUCUGUAUUUAAGUAUUUUAUUCAGUGUAUAAUUUAAGAUAUUUAAAUUAUAUAUUACAUAUUAAUUAUUCAAGUCUUAAUAUUAUCCACACUUUGAUUCUCAUGUGAAAUGUGUUGUUUUAAGCAUGUUUAGGCCUUUUUUGCUGGGAAUACUGUUCAUACUGAAAACACUCAUUAAAACAAUUAUUUUCUGCAAUGUAGGAGUGUUUGUCUUUGGUUUAUAUAUGAAAUUUUCAGCUUUACUUUAUUUUAAGAUGUCCUAGUUGUUACAGGGUAAUUAUGCGUUAAAGUACUGAAAUAUUAAUCAACACCAUGUACUUACUGCAGGGUUAGGGUUUGCUUUAUGUUUAGUUGCAUGUACUUAUUCAUAAUUUACUGUUAUUACUAUAAUGAGUACAUGUAAUGUGUAACAAAGACACUGUAAAAUAAAAUGGUACUACAUUUUCCAGUU